AAGCGUAGGAGUGGAGUGGUGUGGAGAGAUUCCCCGACAGCAAAAUCUAGAGGGAAAAGCAAUCCCCGUGCCCCGCGAGCUACCACUCCCGCGGGUCCCACUCGGCGGUGGGCCGGGGGCGGGGAUGGGCCCCGCUCUCCUCGCUCCCUCUUCUUCGUCUUGGGGUUCGGGGCUCUCUCCCCGUCUCCCGCUCACACAGACACGCCUGCCUGUUGCCUGACACAUGCUACAACCUCCCUGAGCCCUGUCCUGGCGAGCCCUCAGAGGGUUGCCGCCUCCUCGUCUUCCUCACCCCCCCCCCCGCCUCUGUGUGUGUGUGUGUGUCUUCCGCCCGGUCACCUGUGGCGUCACGCUUUAUAAGAGCACCCGACCGGCAAUCCCCGUCCUUACCCACGCCACGAGUCGAAAGCUUUUGCCCUUCGCUGCCGCUGCGCCGGUUGGGGAGGAAGAGCAGAGGACGCCGAGGCAGAGGAGGAGCAGGGAGAGGUUGAGAUGGCAGUAGGAGGAGGAGUGGAGGUGGAGGAGGGGGUGACGAGGGUGCUGCUGGUGGACGACUCCCCCGUCGACCGCCGGGUGGCGCAGCUCCUGCUCAGCAGCGCCUCCUGCGCCGGCUCAUUCCACGUCAUCGCCGUCGACAGCGCAAAGAAGGCCAUGGAGUUCCUCGGCCUCAAGGACGGCAAGGAGCAGGCCAUCGACAUGGUGCUCACCGACUACUGCAUGCCCGAGAUGACCGGCUACGACCUGCUCAAGGCCGUCAAGGCGCUGAACCCCCUGAAGCCGAUCCCGGUGAUCGUCAUGUCGUCAGAGGACGAGCCCCAGCGGAUCAGCAGAUGCUUGAGCGCUGGUGCUGAGGACUUCAUCGUGAAGCCCCUGCAGAGCAAGGACGUGCAGCGCCUCCGGAACUGCUCCACCGGCAGGCCCAACAAGGGCUCCCCGCCGUGCGAGUGCGACGCCGCGGCCAAGAGGAAGCCGCUGGUGCUGCCGCCCUCCGCCGCCGACGCGUCGCCGUCGGGACGGCGCGCGAACUUCGCCGGAGUCGCCAUGGUCCUGCACUCGUCGCGCGUGGAGCUCUCGCAGUACUUCCCGCUGCUGCUCAAGCUCGUCGUGUUGGUCUACGCCGUGCUGUGCGUGGGCGAGCUCCUGCACAGAUGGUCAUCGCGCGGCGGCUGCUCGCUCGCCCUCUGGUGCGCCUGAGCAGCGGCCAGCCGCAGUGCAGGGCCCAACAGGAGACUGAUGCAAACCCAAAGCUCUUCUCCUGCAGCCUCUGCUGCACCGAUCACUGGACGUUUUCAGGCUCCAACAGCCGCGGAGAUUUUUAGCUAGCCUUAGUUUAGGUAGAUUGUUUGCUUUGAGAUUCUUACCGGGGUUUUGACGAUGAGCCGGACAUGGUGGCUGCUUCGUGGCCUUCGUUCGGUGGGAGAGACAUAGGGAGGAGGAACGAACCCCUUGUAUCCUUGUACAGAAUCAAAAUGCAGUGCGUGAUCGAUCUGAGCAGGUGCCUGGCGUCCUUUUUGGCCUGGAUCUUGGGGGUGAUACGCUGAUGCGACACCGGGGGGCGUCUUUUCCUGCCUUUAGUCCUGGUGAUGGCAACUGCUCACCGGUUUUGUAGCUCAGACGAUCGGAUCCCAUGAGAAAGAGGGCAACACAGGUUGACUAGAUGUAGCACCAGAUCCUUCUGAUGGGGAAAGGUAGAAAUAGGUACCUCCCAACUCAAUGAUCAUGAUGUUUAUUACUUCUGUAAGAUUGAGCUGUGGAAUUGCAUUACCCUUCAUUUCAUUGUUCUACCUGUUA
Molecule: messenger RNA, 1791 nt
Organism: Panicum hallii
Lineage: Eukaryota; Viridiplantae; Streptophyta; Magnoliopsida; Poales; Poaceae
Product: two-component response regulator ORR1-like
Exons: 6
Coding region: 493-1194 (233 amino acids)
Biological process (GO): cytokinin-activated signaling pathway; phosphorelay signal transduction system
Source: RefSeq, a predicted model, not a curated record